Molecule: messenger RNA, 7733 nt
Organism: Sesamum indicum (sesame)
Lineage: Eukaryota; Viridiplantae; Streptophyta; Magnoliopsida; Lamiales; Pedaliaceae
Gene: BRM
Product: transcription regulatory protein SNF2
Biological process (GO): regulation of DNA-templated transcription
Cellular component (GO): nucleus
Molecular function (GO): protein binding; ATP binding
Source: RefSeq, a predicted model, not a curated record
GCUUGGUUUGGCCCCCCCACCCGAAAGAAAAUGGAAAUUGCGUGAAGAAUUGCUCUCACACACCGAGACGCACGCAGUGAGUGAGAGGGAAUUUGGAGUGUUGGGGAGAGAAAAAAGGGAAAAAUUAAAAAGAAAAAUUCCGGCAAGUGCGGAAAUCGCCGUCCAUCAGAUCGAUCUGGGCCCUUCAUUUCGCGCCAAAAAUCUCUGAUUUUUCGUUCCCCCCUCCCUUUUUUUUUGGUUCAGAGAAUGGAUUUUGAUGCGGUUUAGGAGACGUAUAUAUGCAUGGAGGCGUACCCCCAAAAUGUGGGACAUGUGUCGGGGAAGUGAAUUUUGGGAUUUGGGAUCAGAAUUUUGAGACGACGGGGUUUUGACUCUGGAACAACCUUUAAUUGUCAGAAGGUAUUAACGGGAAUUUAUUGAUUUUGUGUUUUUUGAAUUUUUCCGGGGGGCGGGGGGGAUCUACGGUGUUUGUUAAAAUCUCGAACUCGAUGAAUGUUGUGAGUUUUACUAGAGCUGAAUCGUUGUCGCCUUGAAAUGAAGUCGUUUUUUGGACUCUCUUACUGUCUUCCAUCGCAUGGGGUUUUUAUGGGAGUCUGUUGCACUCGUUCUUUUUGCUUCUAAGUGUUUGCUUAAAUCUUGAGCUUGGUCAAUUUCUUUGGGGGUCUUUCGAGGUUGAAAUUUUUCGCAGGCAUUCCGGUGCUGGGCCCCGCCGCCUUGGAACGAUUUGACUCUGUCGCCAGUUUCAAUUGUUGGAAGGGUGUAACAGGGAUUCUGCAAUUUUUUUUGCUUUUUGUUUCUUUUGAGGUGCGAUAUUAGUGUUUGUUGACAAAAGCCAGCUUGGUGUUUUUCGGGGGGAUUUUUGAAUUUUUUGCAUGCAAUCCGGUACUGGGCGUCAGCAAGGUGGAGGCGGGGGGCAUGGGCGGAGUACGGCUGGAUCCGCCUCUGCUUCACCAUCCUCCUCUUCCUCCGCUGUUUCAGCCUUUGAUCAGCAGCAGCAGCAACAGCAGCAACAACAAAGACUGUCUUUGCAGCAACAAUUUCUGAGGAGACCUGAAGGAAAUGAUGCCCUUCUAGCGUACCAAGCUGGCAAUGUUCAUGGACUCCUUGGAGGGGCUAAUUUUCCUGCAGCAUCUGGGUCCAUGCAGCUACCUCAACAACCCAGGAAGUUCAUCGAUCUGGGCCAACAGCAUGGUACUUCCAAGGUCCCAGAACAGAGUCACAGUAGGAGUCAAGGUGUUGAGCAACAAAUGUUGAAUCCUAUCCAACAGGCUUACUUACAAUAUGCAUUCCAGGCAGCCCAACAGAAAUCUGUACAAUCUCAGCAGCAGAUGAAACCAGGAAUGUUUGGUUCUCUUGGAAAAGAUCAAGAAAUGCGGAUGGGAAAUAUGCAGAUGCAAGAUCUCGUUUCCAUCCAAUCAGCAAAUUCUCAGGCAUCCUCCUCCAAGAAGUCAUCUGAGCAGGUUGCGCAGAGUGACAAACAGGCAGAUCACAGUCAGCGGCCUGCGCCCGACCAUAGAACUGAUCCAAAAUUGAAUCAUCCUACACUACUUGGCCAAGUAAUCCCAUCGGCACCUAUGUUGGGGCCACAAUCUCAGCAAAAUAUGAUGAACAUGACGAGCAAUCUGGCUGCACAGAUGCAGGCAAUGCAGGCUUUGGCGCUUGAGCGUAAUAUUGACCUGUCACAUCCCGCAAAUGCAAAUGUAAUGGCACAGCUUAUUCCUCUCAUGCAGACCAGAAUGGUUGCUCAGCAGAAGGCAAAUGAAAAUACUGCUGCUAUGCAGUCUGUAUCUUUUGCAAAACAGCAUGUUACCUCACCACAGAUUGGUAACGAAAGUAGUCCACAUGGUAACUCGUCAAGUGAUGUCUCAGGGCAAUCUGGUUCUUCUAAAGCUAGGCAGGCAGUUUCCCAUAGUAAUCUCGGUGUAACUUCAAGUGCAACUCUAGUUAACAACUCUGGCAACAAACCUGUGCAACAAUUGUCUAUGCACGGUAGAGACAACCACUUGCCCCCAAGGCUGCCUACUUUGCUCGGCCAUGGAAUACCUCCUGUGCAUCCAUCACAGUCAUCUGGGAAUGUGAGCCAAGGGGUUGAAAGCGUAGUAGCAAAAACUUCGGCCACUGUCCCAGAUGCUCCUCAGGUUCAAAAUGGCAGGCAAUGCAAUCGAUCUCCACAAUCUGUAACUCCAUCUAAUGAUGGGGAUGCAGGAAUUGCAUCAACAUCUCAGGGUGGAUCAGUUUCCCAGAUGCGACAAUCACAUGUUGGGUUUACCAAGCAGCAACUGCAUGUACUUAAGGCACAAAUACUAGCAUUUAGGCGCCUAAAGAAAGGUGAUGGAACUUUGCCACGUGAAUUGCUCCAAGCCAUUGCACCACCACCACUUGAUUUGCAGGCACAACAGGUAUCUCCACCCCCUGUAAGUGUUUGCAAGGAUAGAUCAGGUGGAGAAAAUGUUAAUGAGCAUGCAAGAAAUGUGGAAUCAACUGAGAAGGGGCCUCAGGUUGUAAAAUCACCAGCAGGAGUAAGUAAUUUAAAAGAAGAAGGUUCAGGGGAUAACAGGGCAGCUGCCUUAACAGUUAACGUGCAAAGCUCCACAACCACAGCAAGGGAGCCGAGAUUUUUGGCUCCUCCCGGGAAAGAAGAGCAGCAGAGCCUUGGUAGUUCUGGGAAGUCUGAACAGGAUCCUGAGCCAGGCAACCAGAAAACUCCUGUCAGGGGUGAUGUUGCCGCCGACAGGGGUAAAGCAAUUGCCACACAGUCAAAUGUUUCAGAUUCAAUUCAAGUCAAGAAACCUAUUCAAGCGAGUAACACAACCCAGCCUAAGGAUGGUGGUUCGACUAGAAAGUAUCAUGGGCCUUUAUUUGAUUUCCCUGUCUUCACCAGGAAACACGAGACUCUUGGAUCCUCUAUGAUGAACAAUAAUAAUAAUUUGACCCUAGCAUAUGAUAUUAAAGACCUUUUUGCUGAUGAAGGUGGAGAGAUCCGUAAAAGGAAAAGAGCAGAGAAAAUAGAGAAGAUUGAUAAAAUACUUGCUGUAAACUUAGAGAGAAAGAGAAUUAGACCAGAUCUUGUCAUACGGCUACAAAUUGAAUCAAAAAAGCUUCAGCUUGCAGAGUGUCAGGCACGCUUAAGGGAUGAGAUUGAACAACAACAGCAAGAAAUAAUGGCUAUGCCUGAUAGACCAUAUCGGAAAUUUGUUCGACUGUGUGAGCGUCAACGUCAAGAGCUUAACAGGCAAUCACAGGCCAAUCAGAAGGCAAUUAGGGAGAAGCAACUGAAAUCCAUAUUCCAGUGGCGCAAGAAGCUUCUUGAGGCUCAUUGGGGCAUCCGUGAUGCUCGAACUGCCCGCAAUAGAGGAGUCCACAAAUAUCAUGAAAGGAUGCUGAGGGAGUUCUCCAAGAGAAAGGAUGAUGACCGCAAUAAAAGGAUGGAAGCUUUGAAAAAUAAUGAUGUAGAAAGAUAUAGGGAGAUGUUGCUGGAACAACAAACUAACAUACCUGGGGAAGCUGCAGAAAGAUAUGCUGUUCUGUCAUCGUUUUUAACACAAACUGAAGAGUAUCUUCACAAGCUUGGAAGUAAAAUAACAGCUGCUAAAAAUCAGCAGGAGGUCGAGGAAGCAGCUAAUGCUGCUGCAGCUGCCGCACGUGCACAGGGUCUUUCUGAAGAAGAAGUAAGAGCUGCUGCUGCCUGUGCCAGAGAAGAAGUGAUGAUAAGGAAUCGCUUUUCUGAGAUGAAUGCACCAAGAGAUAGUUCAUCAGUUAACAAGUAUUACAAUCUUGCACAUGCUGUCAAUGAAAAGGUCAUUAGGCAGCCCUCAAUGUUACGAGCUGGAACGCUACGCGAUUAUCAGCUGGUGGGUCUGCAAUGGAUGUUAUCUUUAUACAACAACAAAUUAAAUGGAAUUUUGGCUGAUGAGAUGGGUCUUGGAAAGACUGUGCAGGUCAUGGCCUUGAUUGCGUAUUUGAUGGAGUUCAAAGGGAACUAUGGUCCGCAUCUUAUUAUUGUUCCUAAUGCUGUUCUCGUGAACUGGAAGAGUGAAUUGCACAAUUGGCUUCCAACUGUUUCCUGCAUAUAUUACGUUGGUGGGAAGGACCAAAGAUCGAAAUUGUUUUCUCAAGAAGUGUUAGCCUUGAAGUUUAAUGUCCUCGUGACCACCUAUGAGUUCGUUAUGUAUGAUCGUUCAAAACUUUCAAAAAUUGAUUGGAAAUAUAUUAUAAUUGAUGAAGCACAACGGAUGAAGGACAGAGAGUCUGUAUUAGCUCGUGAUCUUGAUAGAUAUCGCUGCCAAAGGCGCUUGCUUCUCACAGGGACGCCAUUGCAGAACGAUCUUAAAGAACUUUGGUCUCUUCUGAACCUUCUGCUCCCAGAAGUCUUUGAUAAUCGAAAAGCAUUCCAUGAUUGGUUCUCUCAACCAUUCCAAAAAGAAGGCCCCACGCACAAUGCUGAGGAUGACUGGCUCGAGACUGAGAAGAAGGUGAUAAUUAUCCAUAGACUUCAUCAAAUUUUAGAGCCUUUUAUGCUCAGGCGUCGUGUUGAAGAUGUGGAAGGAUCACUUCCUCCAAAGGUUUCAAUUGUUAUGAAAUGCAGAAUGUCUGCAAUACAGAGUGCCAUUUAUGAUUGGAUAAAAUCCACUGGCACUCUUAGGGUUGAUCCUGAGGAUGAAAGGCGCAAGGUUCAAAAGAAUCCAAUUUAUCAGGCUAAAACUUACAAAACUUUAAACAAUAGAUGCAUGGAGCUAAGAAAAGCCUGCAAUCAUCCUUUGCUAAAUUACCCAUAUUUCAGUGACUUUUCGAAGGAUUUUCUUGUGAGAUCAUGCGGAAAAUUGUGGGUUCUGGACAGGAUUUUGAUUAAGCUUCAGAGAACUGGACAUAGGGUGCUGCUCUUUAGUACCAUGACUAAGCUUCUUGACAUAAUGGAAGAAUAUUUACAGUGGCGAAGGCUUGUAUUCAGAAGAAUCGAUGGGAUGACUAGUUUGGAAGACCGUGAAAGUGCUAUCGUGGAAUUUAACCGUCCAGAUACUGAUUGCUUUAUUUUCUUGCUCAGCAUUCGUGCUGCAGGACGGGGUCUGAAUCUUCAGUCUGCUGACACAGUCAUCAUAUAUGAUCCAGAUCCAAAUCCAAAAAAUGAGGAACAGGCUGUGGCUCGAGCCCAUCGUAUUGGGCAGACUAGGGAGGUGAAAGUCAUUUAUAUGGAAGCUGUGGUAGACAAAAUAUCCAGUCAUCAGAAAGAAGAUGAAUUCAGGAACGGAGGAACAGUUGAUUCAGAUGACGACCUUGCUGGCAAGGACCGAUACAUGGGUUCAAUUGAAAGUUUGAUUCGAAAUAAUAUCCAACAGUAUAAGAUUGACAUGGCUGAUGAAGUUAUUAAUGCUGGGCGGUUUGAUCAGAGGACCACACAUGAAGAGAGGCGGCUGACUUUGGAAACCCUGUUGCAUGAUGAAGAAAGAUACCAAGAAACAGUUCAUGAUGUUCCAUCGCUUCAUGAGGUGAACCGCAUGAUUGCCAGGAGCGAGGAAGAAGUAGAGCUCUUUGAUCAGAUGGAUGAAGAACUUGACUGGGCAGAGGACAUGACUCGUUACGAUCAGGUUCCUGAUUGGCUUCGUGCUAGUACAAAAGAAGUAAAUGCCACCAUUGCAAAUUUAUCAAAGAAGCCAUCAAAGAAUGCUUUAUAUGGAGGAGCUAUUGGCAUGGAUUCCACUGAAGUAGCCUCUGAAACCGAGAGAAAAAGGGGGAGACCCAGGGGAAAAAUUCCCAUUUAUACUGAAUUGGAUGAAGAAAAUGGAGAAUUUUCAGAAGCCAGUUCCGAGGAUAGGAAUGGAUAUUCCAUUCAGGAAGAAGAAGGAGAAAUCGGGGAGUUUGAAGAUGAUGAGUCCACUGAGGCGCCUCGAGUUAAUAAAGAUCAAUCGGAAGAAGAUGGUCCUGUUUCUGCUGAUGGAUACGAGUACCAAAGAGCUUUGGACAGCGUCAGAAACAAUAAUAUAAUUGAAGAAGCGGGUUCAUCUGGAUCAUCUUCACACAAUAGAAAAUUAAUGCGAAUGGUAUCUCCAUCUGUAUCUUCUCAAAAGUUUGGAUCACUUUCUGCUUUGGAUAGUAGGUCCAACUCCCGAUCAAAGAAGUUGGCAGACGAGUUAGAAGAAGGAGAAAUUGCUGUCUCGGGGGAUUCUCCAAUGGACCAACAGCAAUCUGGUAGCUGGAUCCAAGAGCGUGAAGAAGGUGAAGACGAACAGGUGUUGCAGCCUAAGGUAAAACGGAAGAGGAGUAUACGACUUCGCCCCCGUCAUACUACGGAGAGGUCAGAGGAGAAGCACAGUGACAAGUCAUCUCUUCGCCGAGCUGAUCCUUCUCAGUUGCCGUUCCAGGUGGACCAUAAAUACAAGUCUCAAGCAAGGGAAGACCGUGCACAUAAGGUCCUUGGAGAUACUGUUUCACUGAAAUCUGACAAAAAUAAUUCAUCGGUCAAGGACAAACGAACUUUAGUCUCAAGGAAACAAGCAGCUAAUGUACAGGGGUCCCUUAAAUCUGGGAGAGUAACUUAUGGCUCUGCUCCUGCAGAUGAUGCUACUGAAAAUCUAAACUUGGACAGUAAAGUUGUGAAAGGGCCUAAAAGUACUGGCAAUAUAAUGUCUGAGGUCAUCCAGAGAAAGUGCAAAAAUGUUAUAAAUAAGCUCCAGAGAAGAAUAGACAAUGAAGGUCAUCAAAUAGUACCACUGCUAACUGAACUGUGGAGAAGAAUUGAAAACUCCAGUGGGAUUGGUGGGGCAGGAGAUAACAUUUUGGAUUUAAGAAAGAUCCAAAUCCGUGUUGACAAGUUCGAGUACAGCGGAGUCAUGGAGCUUGUAUCUGAUGUACAGCUUAUGUUGAAGUGUGGCAUGCAGUAUCAUGGGUUCUCAUAUGAGGUGAGAUCGGAGGCAAGGAAAGUCCAUGAUCUCUUCUUUGAUAUAUUGAACGUAGCAUUUUCAGACACUGAUUUUCGAGAGGCCAGAAAUUCCAUGUCUUUCUCUGCUUCUGUUGCUACACCAGCCACUGGUCCAUCUUCAAGACAGGCGCCUGCUGGUCCAAGCAAGCGCCAAAAAUCGGUAAAAGAUGUGGAUUCUGACAAUAGUCCUUUCCAGAAGCCGCAGAGUCGAGCUCCCUUUCAUACUGUUGAAAGCACUAAGGUCCGGAGCUAUGUCCCUCACAAAGAAUCGAAGCUUGGAAGUAGCAGUAGCCGGGAGCUUAGCCAACCAGAUGAUGCACGUCUGUUUACUCAUCCUGGGGACCUUGUUAUCUGCAAAAAGAAGAGGAAAGAUAGGGAAAAGUCGGCUGCAAAGUCUGGGAGUGGAUCUGCGGGUCCUCUCUCCCCUACUGGCCUAGGUCGUAGUAUCAAAAGCCCAGGCUCGAUUUCGGGUGCCAAGGAUACAGGAUCAAGCCAACAAAGUUCCACACAAGGGUGGGCUGCUCUGUCUCCUCAGCAAGGGAACAACAGUGGUGGCUCUGUUGGAUGGGCGAAUCCUGUAAAGAGGAUGAGAACUGAUGCUGGAAGGAGGCGUCCUAGCCAUUUGUGACAUUGAGAAUUGCAUUAUGUAAUUGUUUGAAUGCCGAAAAUCCGCUUAUUGAUUGAGAACGUGAAUGUCCUGAAGUCUGAUACUCCUGUUAUUUGCUCUCGCCAUUAUGGCAGCCAAUAGCUCAAGUCAGUUGUUUGUAUAUUUAUCUAUUUUUCGCUUGGUCAUAUAUCUCUAAUUGCCAACCUCAGAUCA